AUACCGCGUAUAUGGGUUGGUAUUGGGGUAUCACACGUAGAUGGAUCACACGUGACCCACAGCCCUUAGCUGGACACAUGCCACGGCCACCGACAGACAGUUACAUCCCUAGUGGGAUGAACGAGAGAGAUUACGUCCGUGCUUUUGAUAGCAUUGAGGCUGAUAUUGAUGCGACCGUGCCUGAGAUUCAGGAUCAGGUGGCGUUAGGGCUCCUCGGCAGGAUCAAGAAGACCAUAGCACAGGUGUUUCAUAAGACUCACGUCGACGAGUUCGCAGGCCGUGAGGACAGGUCUCGAUCAUUUGGGCAAGCGUACACUCGGCGCCGACGGCCACGUGACGAUGACGGCGGCACUUCGCAUGCUGAUGGAGCCGGCACUUCGCAUGCUGAUGGAGCCGGAACUUCACAUGCUGAUGAAGCCGGCACUUCACAUGCUGAUGGAGCCGGCACUUCGCAGCCUCACACACAGCCGGAUACUCAGAUAGUCGAGGCUCAUCAGCGCGGGGGGCGGGGAAGAGCGAGGGGGAGGGGGAAGAGAGGGAGAGGAAGGAGAGGAGCUAUAUUGGGUUGUAUUUGAACUUAUUUUGUUAAAAUUUGUAAAUUGUAUGAAUUUUUAAAUACUAUACUUUUAUGGAUCAAUUAUAGCUCGAUAUAUGAUCUUUUUGCGUAUUG
This is a messenger RNA of Asparagus officinalis (garden asparagus), 670 nucleotides long. RefSeq lists its product as uncharacterized. NCBI's taxonomy places the organism in Eukaryota, Viridiplantae, Streptophyta, Magnoliopsida, Asparagales, Asparagaceae. Bases 12 to 575 code for a protein of 187 amino acids. The transcript has 2 exons. The record is from RefSeq and is a predicted model, not a curated record.